Molecule: messenger RNA, 837 nt
Organism: Prorocentrum cordatum
Lineage: Eukaryota; Dinophyceae; Prorocentrales; Prorocentraceae
Source: the annotation of a GenBank genome assembly
AUGGCGCCGGCCGCGAAGCGCCCCUCGGGCUUCGACAACGACCCAAGGAACCCGUGCCUGAAGAGCGAGGACGCCAAGGUCCCGUUCGCAGAGCUCCUUGAGCAGAUCUCGAAGUCCAAGGUGGAGCACGCUCCCGAGCCACAGGCCCGGUACAGGCCGCCGAAGCCCUGCUGGCAGGAGCCCAACGAGGGCUUCCGAGUGGGCCCCUCCACCGGGCGCACCUUCGACGCCGCCCCCGGUUUCCUCAAGCCGAAGCAGUUCAACGCGUGGGACACGGAGCGCAUCCUGGCGCCGACGCGGACGUAUCCAGUGAGGGGGUCUGCCGGCGAGAUGUACGACAACGCCCGUGACGGCUUACCUCCUUGGCGGCCCACAAAAUGGGGGCACCAGACUGGCGAGUCCUUCCCGCUGGACAGCGCGCCACCCCUCCCGGCGCAGAAGGGCGGCAAGGCACCACGAAGCUCGACGGCCACGCCGUCGAAAGCUUCAGCUGCCACAGCAUUGGGAGAGGACGGCGGCGCUGCUGCGCCAAAGCCCUGGGAGAAGCAGCGUCCUGUGUCCGCUCAGGCCGGAGCAACUGUGACACCAAGAAGGACACCCCGCGCCGCAAGCAUGGGCCGCCCAGCCAGCCAGGGCUGCAGCCGAGCGGCCACCAAGGGUGCCCCAGCACCAGCGCCAGCGGCUGCAGCGCCAGUUGCUGCCAGGACCCGCGAGCAGUGCCCAGGCCGCGCAAACAGCGCCCGUGCCGCAGCCCCAGGCCGCGGUGGUCCGUCGGCCCCUGGCGCGGCGCCCGGGUUCCCGCCUAGGCCGAAGCCUGGUCUGCGGCGGCCCUGGUGA